Juglans microcarpa x Juglans regia is the source of this 513-nucleotide messenger RNA. Its product is annotated as 14-3-3-like protein GF14 lambda. Gene Ontology annotation, biological process: signal transduction. Gene Ontology annotation, cellular component: cytoplasm. The transcript has 3 exons. The record is from RefSeq and is a predicted model, not a curated record. Bases 1 to 513 code for a protein of 170 amino acids. NCBI's taxonomy places the organism in Eukaryota, Viridiplantae, Streptophyta, Magnoliopsida, Fagales, Juglandaceae. Gene Ontology annotation, molecular function: nucleic acid binding.
AUGGUAAAACACCAAAUACCACCUACCUCUGCUAGUGAGUCCAAGGUCUUCUAUUUGAAGAUGAAAGGGGAUUACCAUCGCUACUUGGCCGAGUUCAAGUCCGAGAAUGAGAGGAAAGCCGCUGCUAAGGAUACCAUGCUCGCGUACAAGGCUGCUCUGUAUUCAAGCUCUUAUGACUAUGAGACACCCAAGGGCCAUGGCGUUGCUGUGGGCUUGAGGCCAGGAAUGGGUGUUCAAUUAGCCUUCAAUACUGCCUAUCAUCCUCAAACAGAUGAGCAAACCGAGGCUGUUAACAAGUGGGUGGAGAAUUAUUUGAGGAGCUAUGUCUCAGACAGGCCUAAGGAGUGGGCACAAUGGGUUGAACUUGCGGAAUGGUGUUAUAAUUCCAGUCAACAUGCAUCUAUAAAGAUUUUCCCUUUUGAAACUCUAUAUGGUUAUGCAUCCCCUCAACUAAGACAUUACAUCAAAGGCACGACAAGAGCUGAAGAAGUGGAUCUUACCUUGCAAAACUGA